Athalia rosae (coleseed sawfly) is the source of this 3160-nucleotide messenger RNA. Its product is annotated as facilitated trehalose transporter Tret1-like. The transcript has 5 exons. NCBI's taxonomy places the organism in Eukaryota, Metazoa, Arthropoda, Insecta, Hymenoptera, Athaliidae. Gene Ontology annotation, biological process: transmembrane transport; carbohydrate transport. Bases 1628 to 3022 code for a protein of 464 amino acids. The record is from RefSeq and is a predicted model, not a curated record. Gene Ontology annotation, cellular component: membrane. Gene Ontology annotation, molecular function: sugar transmembrane transporter activity.
CACCGAGAUCAUCAAUUCCCAUCACUGAUCUAGAAUGGUGAAUCUCAUUUGAUACGUAGAGAUGAAUGUCAAUAAUUAAGUUUCUCUCCUAUUAAACUGGAUUUUAUACUCAUAAUUCUCAUAAUCUUGCUCACUCGAAUUAGAAUGGGUAUGUUUGUGGAAUUUAUAAUCUGUACUGAAAAUUUCAUGGGAUUUUUUCAGGUAUCAUCAAACUAGAUACCUUUCUCUACCAGUUUUUAAAUGCUGCUAUUGCAUCGAUUGGCAUCGUAUUUCCUGAACAUUUAUUAUGGCAUACGUCUGCACUUUCAAAAUAAAAUAAAAUAAGAAAACAAGAAAUCGCUCUUGACAAUUUCAUUGAGAUUUCGCGGGAAUUACCUAUGAUCGCACUUCGCGAGAUCACAUGUAAUCCGUAACGCGCGACUAUGACAAAAGAUUUUGAAUGCACCUCGGUGCUGCCACCCGAUGUCCAUGCGCGAAAUAGAUAAUCAGAUUCCGCUGUUUGUAUCACGCUCCGUAUUACCUUGUAUCAAAUGUAACCGACUGUCGUUACAAUUAUCUAUGGAGUGCACUUUUAUUACCCUGGUUGUUGCUUUUUCACAAUGAUCAAUCCGACCUAUGAUCCGACCCCUCGAUUGAAGAACGACUGCCUAUGUUUCCACCGCUCAUGAAGAUUUCCGUAUAUUAUGCGAUCCCGUUUAAUUUUUCGCUUUUAACUGAAAAAUUACAAAUGUCGUAGUUGGCAUGAUUAUACGCACACGGGUCGGUAGGGUUACUGGAAUUAGCGAAUAAAGCGGCUAUCAAGCAAUUUGCUUGAUUAAAACUGACAACAGCCAUGUGCCAGGCCAUGUCUUGAUCCCGAGAGUAAAUGAGGUGCAAUUUCUACUUCUUCAUGUUCAGCUGCGGUAGAUACUUUGAUGUGGCAAAACAAUCAUUCGGCUGCAUGGUGCUCCUAUUUGAAUUCAAAAUUACGCUGUAAUUAAUUGGCCGCACGUGGCAUAAAUCAACGAAUAGCUACCGAUGAAAUUGAUUAACAUUUUCUCAAGCCGUAUAUCAAAUACAAUCUUGGAUUGCAUUUUUAUAUGGUAAAUCUUAUUUUGCGCGCAAAAAACAUUUUGCACAUGCAAACUGAUGUAAAAACAUUGAAGCUCCUGCGUAACUUGUUUACUUCAAGUAUGCCAGUGACAUCAAUGUGAUGCGAGCAUGGUAGUGGGAAUGAAUAGAUUUUGGAGGUUUAACAUUAGAAAGUUUCGGUAUACCAUAUUUGGACCGAAAGAUUAUACCUGGAACUCACCUAUGACUUGGUGCAAAACAGUUCUUGUUUUUUGAUUAUGUCGGUUCCGUAUUAACUUGUACGAGUAUAUUUCGCUCGUGUACCUGGAAUCAUGAGAUACGAUAUAAUUACAGAAGAUUUCACGUGAUUGUUACCAUGCUGUACUGCAAUUUGUUUAGUAAUGAAAUGAUGCCUAGACUUGGUCCAUUGCGAUAAAACAAUUGGGGGUACAACCGUGGCGCGGGCAUUUCUAUUUCAUUCCUAGUGUUGAAUAGUCCAAGCAACUUAAUUUCGUGACCAGAAUUCAGUGAUCACUCGCCCACAUACGACUUAGGUAGUGCCCGUUUGGAGAGUGCCAUGGAAGAACCUAGACGUAAGAUCGGAACGCAAAUAAUUGCUGGCUUUGCAGCGACGCUAUCGUCGGUCUGCACGGGCUACCAUUUUGGAUGGUCGUCACCAUCUCUACCAAAACUUCGAAACCCCGACUCCGACAUUUACUUGACAUCGGGACAAGGGGCAUGGGUCAGCAGCAUUUUCAAAUUUGGAGCCAUGUUAAGUCCGCUGCUAGUUACUGUGCUGGUUAGAAAAGCUGGCAGAAAAUGGUUACUUCUGGCUUCGUGUAUUCCUCAAAUUGCCAGUGGCAUCCUGUUAGUUCUAGCGCAAGGCUACUGGUGGCUCAUUUGCGCAAGAUUCAUCGCAGGAAUCGGCUCCGGCACUUCGAAUAUAGCGUCAUCGUUGUAUAUCGGAGAAAUAGCUGAUGAUAAGAUCCGAGGUGCUCUUGGUGCAAUUAUUUCUCAAAUGAUGAACUUAGGAAUUCUGCUGGCCUAUUCCAUCGGGCCAUGGGUUAGCAGGGUGCCUUUUGGAGGGAUGGGAAUACUCUUGCCCGUAGUUUUUGGUUUAGUUUUCGUCUGGAUGCCAGAGUCUCCUUAUUAUUUAAUAAUGAAAAAUGAACCGGAACGCGCAACCAAGGCUUUACAAUGGCUCAGAGGUACCGAGGAUGUGAAAUCGGAGAUCGAUAAGAUCAAGGCGAGCAUCGAAUACGAUCUACGAAAUGCGGCAAAUGCCAAGGAUCUGAUCGUGGUACCGGGAAAUCGAAUGGCACUGAUCAUCAUCCUCGGUGUGAUGUUCACCCAGCAGAUGAGCGGCAUAACAGCGAUUCUUACGUACAGUGGUACUAUCUUUGCUGAAGCUGGAUCAACUUUGGAUCCAAGCGUUUCUCUUAUUAUUGUCGGAGUGGUCCAAUUCCUCAGUGGAAUACUGUGCAUUUUCACCGUAGACCUGGCCGGGCGAAAGUUGUUGUUACUCAUUUCGACUGCCGGGUCAGCCAUUUUCUUAGUAGGCGUUGCCCUAUACUUUCAAUUGAAGUCCAACGGAUUUGACGUUAGUCCGAUCUUUUGGCUUCCGUUGGUCAGUAUGGUCGGAUUCAUACUCAUCUAUACGAUUGGAUUGGGAAUAAUUCCCGGCGUUGUACUUUCGGAACUAUUCCCGUACAAUUUGAAAGCUUCGGCUGGAAUGGCCGUCAUCACAAUGGCUGGUCUGUGCGGACUUAUCGUCACGAAGCUCUACCAAGUCGUUGUCGACGCCUGGGGGAUCGAAGCCGCGUUUUGGGGAUUCGCGGGUAUCACAGCAUUUUGCUUCAUUUUCAUUUUAUUCUUCGUGCCCGAGACGAAGCAGAAAUCUCUCCAGGAGAUCCAAGAGCAACUCCACAGAACUACGGAGUCAACGACGGCUUUGGAAAAAUCUGGCUAUUGACGAAAUAUGGGCCAGGCUCAUCUGGAUUUUGAAAAUAGAAAUUAGCAAAUAAUGUAACUUAUAAUAUUAUAAACAAUUAAUGUAACCAAAAUGCAAGUUCUCCAAUUGAACAAAUACGACAAGGCUGUUUCAAUUCGA